GAGAUCACAUGGCCACUGUACCCAUUAGCCGCGUUUAUGUCUUCUCUGGGCGGGAAGUCCGUAACUGGCCAAUUGGGUGCGAAUAGCGGCUGCCGAGCGUCAGGCAUGUACCCCCAGAGAGCCAAGAGAAGGCUCCGCCCAGAACCAUUACAGCCCAACCAUUCCCCACUGGCCAGAAUGGCCCCCCAUCACCGUGUCAAGGAGGAGCCCAAUGAGCCCAGGAUCAGAGGGAAGAUCCCAAAGCUGCAAACUAGUGAGGGGACACUCAGCAGCCGAGACUAUGAAGAGAUAUUCGGAGCGGUGCUGGGAAACCCGGGCCGAGCUCCCCCUCAGGUGACAGGAGGAAUUACAGACGCUGGGGAUGUCGAUCCGGCGCUGAGGGUUACGCCUUGGAAGCACAAAAGGAACCCAACAGCACCGCAGGCAGAACCUCCUGGCUCGGCCCCGAUAGAAUCAGCAAAGGCAUCACCAGUGGGCCCCUGGCAGAGAGGUGUGUGUGUGGCGUGGGUGCAGUGUGCUGAGCCGAACUGCAAGAAAUGGCGCAGACUGGGGCAGGACGUGGAUCCAUUGCUUUUGCCUGAAGAUUGGUGCUGUGAGCAGAAUAUGGAAUCCCAGUACCGCAGCUGUGCAGAACCAGAGGAGCCCUGCUCAGGAGAUGUGGAUCUCAUUUACGCUGCAUUUAUACCUGGCUGCCUCGUGUGGGCCAAGCAGUCUGGUUACCCUUGGUGGCCGGCAAUGAUAGAUUCUGAUCCAGACUCAGCUUAUUUUUUUAAGUUCAAACAUUGUACAGAUCCACUGCCUUGGAAAUAUCACGUGACAUUUUUGGGGGACGCGGUGUCCCGAGCCUGGAUUUGUAGCAGCCACCUGAAACCCUUCCGUGAUCACUCUCCAGAGAGCCUCAAGGUGUAUAAGGAGAAGAACCAGGAGCUGAAGAAGAUGCUCGUUAAAAGUAUUGGGAUGGCAAAUGCGGUCCUUUCCCUGGGCAUUCAGGAGCGCCUGCAUUCAUUCGGAUUUUGCCGUCGCAGUGGGCUGAACGUAUGAGUCUCUAUGGGACUGGUGCCCACGCUGUCCCCUGGCACUGAAGGACCAACACGCCCAAAUGCACAACUGUAAUUCUCCUGAUUCUUCUUUGUUAAGGUUGUAUUUUUAAACUGAUAUUUAUGUCUUUGAAUGAACAGAAGUUCUGUCAAAACAUGUUUUUAUUUGCUUUAAAAAAAAGGGUUCAGAUAGGGCAGAUGUACAUCCAGAUUGGGGCACCCUUGUAUGCCCCGAUGCCAUCUGCUUCCCCGGGUACAGUAAGGGCGCUGAUGCAGGAGAGCCUUGGAAAAGAUGCCCCUUGCCCUUCGUUUCAUAUAUCAUCAUUUAGGGCUUUACUUGCCCUUUACCCCACCUGCUGUACUCAGCUUUAUGGCAUCUCACUGCACUUCCUGUCACAUGACAUUUUAGAAAUUCUUCCAACAAAUGGGAAGAAAUUGUGUUUUGUUUUUUUUAGUAAACAAGAAUAUUUCUCAUUGUAUUUUAAUGGCACAUUUUAAAGAAAAAACCCAUUUUACUUCAAGGAGGGGAUGAAAAGUGUGUAUUUUACCUAAAAAAAUGACAAAAUUGUGUAUUUUACUGAAAGAAAGUGACAAAAAGUGCCUAUUUUACUGAAAGGAAGUGACACAACUGUACCGUUUGUGUGAGAGUUCACUUUCCAGGCGUUGGGAUGUCGGCAGUGAGGCGAUAAGUGUGUGUGUUUGUGUUGCACAAAUAAAGUUGUGAUGUUGAUGUUGCAGGAA
Xenopus tropicalis (tropical clawed frog) is the source of this 1778-nucleotide messenger RNA. RefSeq names its product zinc finger CW-type and PWWP domain containing 1 (gene zcwpw1). The transcript is spliced from 12 exons. The record is from RefSeq and is a predicted model, not a curated record. NCBI's taxonomy places the organism in Eukaryota, Metazoa, Chordata, Amphibia, Anura, Pipidae. Gene Ontology annotation, molecular function: zinc ion binding. The coding region runs from base 37 to 1041 and encodes 334 amino acids.